UUUUUUUAUUCUUGGUGGUGAAGGUAGACAGGAGAGCAGGAGCCAAUCAGUGAUGAAGAGGCCAGCUGUAAGAUUUGUCCAAUCAGGCAGUCCAAGGUAGGUGGUCUCUUCCGGUGUCAUGGCGUCAAUUGCAAGGCCAGGGCAAAAAAGGGAGUGCUGGAUGUUUGCUCGACAACUGUUUUUUGCUUCUGUUCUCCGUGGACUGCUUAGAAAUAACCUGGGAGACCUCCAAACAACGCAAUGGAAGUGGUGACCUUUGAGGAUGUGGUCGUGAACUUCAGCAAUGAGGAGUGGACUUUGCUGAGUCCAUCCCAAAAGAACCUCUACAGAGAUAUGAUGGGUGAAACCUUUAGGAACUUGGCUGCAAUAGGAGGACUUGGGGAUAUCGAGGAACCUGGAAAAGAAUGCAAAAUUUACUGGAGAUACUUAAGAAAUGACAAGCUAGGUAAAUCCUAUGGACAUACAUCUUGGAAUCAGUGUAAAGAAGUAUUCCCUUGUACUGCAGAAGGUAAUGUGAAUGUGAAAGAAGCAGAAACACACCACAUUAUUCAGAUCCAUGAAAAAUAUUGCAGUGGAGAGAAAUCCUAUGUAUGUCAGCAAUGUGGAAAAGGGUUCACCAAAUCUGGACAUUAUAAGCAACAUGAAAUAAUUCACACUGGAGAGAAACCCUAUGUAUGUAAGCAAUGUGGGAAAGCUUUUAACACACGGACAAACUGUAAAAUACAUGAAAGAAUUCACACUGGAGAGAAACCCUACGUAUGUAAGCAAUGUGGGAAAGGUUUUACCCAACAUGGAGCUUGUAAGCAACAUGAAAGAAUUCACACUGGCAAGAAACCAUAUGUAUGUAAGCAAUGUGGGAAAGCUUUUACCACACAUAGAAAUUGUAAGGCACAUGAAAUAAUUCACACUGGAGUGAAACCAUAUGUAUGUAAGCAAUGUGGGAAAGCUUUUAACACACAGGGAGGUUGUAAGAAACAUGAAAGAAUUCACACUGGAGAGAAACCCUAUGUAUGUAAGAAAUGUGGGAAGGCUUUUAACACAGGGAAUUAUUUUAAGAAACAUGAAAGAAUUCACACUGGUGAGAAACCAUAUGUAUGUAUGCAAUGUGGGAAAGCUUUUACCCAACAUGGACAUUGUAAGCAACAUGAAAGAACUCACACUGGAGAGAAACCCUAUGUAUGUAAGCGAUGUGGGAAAGCUUUUAACACAUGGGCAAGUUGUAAAAUACAUGAAAGAAUUCACACUGGAGAGAAACCCUAUGUAUGUAAGCAAUGUGGGAAAACCUUUACCCAACAUGUACAUUGUAAGCAACAUGAAAGAAUUCACACUGGAGUGAAACCGUAUGUAUGCAACCAAUGUGGGAAAGCUUUUAAUACACGGGCAGAUUGUAAGAAACAUGAAAGGAUUCACACUGGAGAGAAACCCUAUGUAUGUAAGCAAUGUGGGAAAGCUUUUACCCAACCUGGACAUUGUAAGCAACAUGAAAGAAUUCACACUGGAGAGAAACCAUAUGUAUGUAAGCAAUGUGGGAAAGCUUUUAACACACGUGCACAUUGUAAGGCACAUGAAAUAAUUCACACUGUAUUGAAACCAUAUGUAUGUAAGCAUUGUGGGAAAGCUUUUACCCGACCUGGACAUUGUAAGCAACAUGAAAGAAUUCACACUGGAGAGAAACCCUAUAUACGUAAGCAAUGUGGGAAAGCUUUUACCCAACAUGGACAUUGUAAGCAACAUGAAAGUUCAUAUUCAAGAUAAAAGCAGUGUAUAUAAGCAUCAUGAGAAUUUUUUGACCCCAAUUACAUAUUGCAUAAUGCAUGAAAAACUUCACACUGGGCAGAAAACUUAUAUAUGUAAGGAAUGUGAGAAAGGUUUCAGCAGAAAUGCUCAUUGUCCAAUACAUGAAAAAAUUUACACUGUUGAGAAACCCUGUUUAUGUGAAGAAUGUGGGAAAGCUUUCACCACACAUGGAUUUUGUAAAAUACAUCAAUGCCUCCACACUGGUGGAGAAACCCUAUGCAUAUAACAAUGUGGCAAAGCUUUUACCACAUACAGGCAUUGCAAAACACAUGAAACAAUUCACACUGGGAUAAACCACUGGCUACGUAAGCAAGUGGAGACACUUUCAGCAUCCAAAUUGUAAGUGAAAUACAUGAAGAAACUCACACAAGAGAUAAAUCCUAUUUGUUAUGGGAAUUCUCUCAGCACACAUGAUCAUUGUUACAUAUCUGAAAGAGCUCACUGGAUCCUAUGUGUAUUAACAGUGUGGAACAUAUGGCAAUCCAUGUUUGUUGUUAAAUACAUAGAAAAAGCAGCACUCUUCACACAGUUUAGAUCUAAGUUUAUUUUAAAAAUUCCAAGUAGACCUGAAGAAAUAAUCAAUACAGAAGUUUGAUGUCAAUAUUUCUUCACAAAUUUUCCAGAAAUGACAAAUCUGAAGUGGAGCUCUACUCAAGUACCCAUUUUGUAUGGUUUUGAGUUAAUCACUUAUACCUCUUUAGAUUUUUUAAUGUGUCUUUGUGCUUCAACAUGGCAUCUUGUAAAUAAACAUGGUAAACUGA
Messenger RNA from Cavia porcellus (domestic guinea pig), 2558 nucleotides. RefSeq names its product zinc finger protein 709-like. The coding region runs from base 241 to 1755 and encodes 504 amino acids. Gene Ontology annotation, biological process: regulation of DNA-templated transcription. NCBI's taxonomy places the organism in Eukaryota, Metazoa, Chordata, Mammalia, Rodentia, Caviidae. The transcript has 4 exons. The record is from RefSeq and is a predicted model, not a curated record.